Molecule: messenger RNA, 4659 nt
Organism: Solea senegalensis (Senegalese sole)
Lineage: Eukaryota; Metazoa; Chordata; Actinopteri; Pleuronectiformes; Soleidae
Exons: 8
Coding region: 277-3873 (1198 amino acids)
Biological process (GO): regulation of transcription by RNA polymerase II
Cellular component (GO): nucleus
Molecular function (GO): DNA binding; protein dimerization activity
Source: RefSeq, a predicted model, not a curated record
UGAAGUAGAAUUGUGGAAACAGGUAGUUUCCUUUAAAUAACAGGUUUUAUUUAGGUGGAACAUAAUUUAAUUAUGAUAUUUCAGAAGGCUUUUGUUUUGAAAGUCCACAUCCAUCGCUUUUAUUUCGAAAUUGCACAGUCUUACCGUAAUGCCUAGUAUAUGAAGCUAUGGUAAAACAAAGUGGGGGUUGACUUUACUGCAGUCGGACGUCGGCUCACUGACGGCGGACAGUUACUGCCCACCAGUCAACAAGCUGGAACGGACAAAAACACAAACAUGGAUCUCAUUUGUAAACCGAGGAGCAAAUCGACAGUGUGGCUGUAUUUUGGCUUGAAGGCAGACGAAAAGGGUCAACCGGUGAACUCGGUGGAGGCCAUUUGCCGCUUAUGCCGAAAAAUAGUGCUCGCAAAAGGUGGGAACACCACGAAUUUACGAAGUCACCUGAGGCGUCGACACCGGGCAGAUUUCUUCGAGCCGUCAUCCUCCUCGACCCCCGGGUCUCUGUUUGAAACGCCAGGUUUGGAUCUCAACCAUGAAGAAUUCUUUGAGGAUGUUCCCUUUAUGCAGAAUGCUUUGAAUCAGAACUAUGUCCCAGAUGCAGUGCUGCCACCCGGGGAGCCGUGGCUCCACGGCGGCCCCACUCGAGCGGUGCUGUCCCUGCCUUCCUGCCUGCUCCUGUGUGAGGACUUUGGGUCAGGGAUAUCUGUUGCUGGAUCUUCUGGCGUGGAGCAGUUGGGAGAGAUGAAAGUGUAUGCCAAGUGUCACCUUCAACUAGGCGUCAUGUUUGGGCCAUAUGUCGGAGAAACCUGCAGAGGACAAAUGCCAGCCAAUCUCAAAUAUGCCUGGGCUAUUAGAGAUGAUGCUUCUUUCAUCUACGUCGAUGCUUCUGAUGAAAACAAGUCCAACUGGAUGAGGUAUAUAAGAUACACGAGCAGUGAGGAGGAACACAAUCUGUUUGUCUUCCAGUUUUAUCGUCACAUCUACUACAGGGUUUCCAAGCCUAUCACAGAGGGAGCAGAGCUCAGGGUCUGGAUUGGCAAGGACUACGCCUCCCUGCUGGGCCUGGGCUUAGGCGACAGUGUGAAAUGUGAAAUUGGAGAGAAGGAAGCAGCUCUGCGCCUCCUGCAGGACAUCCAGCUGGUCACCCUCCCAGAGCCCAGCAGCACUUCCCUCUGGUCAGAUCAAAGCCAAUCACAGAGCCCAAUGCCUGUUAUUAGUGACGUAACAACAGUGUCAAACCCAGAUGCAGCUUCUGAGCCAGGAGGGAUUUCUGCAUCUGCCUUCGCCUCCGCUCCCAUUGUCUCUUUCCCAUCCCCUAGCUGUCAUGUGAUGGAAAAGUACGACUUUAUGCCUGGAACUGAGAAAUUGCUGACUAACCCGAAUGCCACGCAGAACAGCCCGUGGUACUUUUUUGGGUUUGAGCCAGAUCCAACGGGUCGCCCUCUGGACCGGGGCACAGCAGUGUGUAAGCUGUGUGGAGACCAUGUGGGCUGUGCUGGAGGAGGAUUGGAUCUGCAAAACCACCUGAUGUCCAAGCACCACAUCAGACUACGUGAGGGUGUCAAGGAGAGAGUUCCUCCAAUAAUGGCAGGUCCACAACGCUUCCAGCCAACAGUGUUCAGCAGCGGCCUGGUCAGCACACUCCCCCAGCUUUUGUCAUCUCAGGUGACUGAUGCCAUCGCCAACUUUCUCAUCAUGGAUCUCCAGCCUGCUGCUCUGGUGGAAGGGGAAGGCUUCAGACAGCUGAUCCACACCAUCUUGCCCUCCUGCAAGGAGCUGCCGUCACCACGCCAGCUGGAGAACCUCUUGAAAGACCACCACACCAAGGGCAAGGCGAGCCUCGCUCAGAUGCUGAGGAAACUAGUAAGUGGAGAUGACGCGGAGAUGUCUGACUACACUGCUCCCAUCGAGUGUGAGCCCAGGAGACGUGGGCGGCCUCCCAGCCAUCGUAGGGAAGUUCCUCAUCAUGUCACUUUAAGUAUAGAUAUUUGGUCCCAUGACUGGCAGGGAGACACCGAGAAGUACCUCACCCUGUGGGCACACUGGAUAGACUCAAAUUUUAAUUCAAAGAAUGUGGCCCUAUCAACCCAAAGACUGUUGGAGAGCGGGAUGAAAGACUACACCCUUCAAGCAGUGGAGGCCCAGGUGAAAAUCAUGGCACUGGAGUGGGGAAUCUCCCAGUCUCACUUAAUCCUGAUAGGAGGAGAAGGAAGGAACAAAAUCAGGUUGGGAACAAUAAAGACGGAGAAAGGUAGAGAAGCUGCAGGAAGUGUCCCUCACCCAAACUCCACUACGUUUCUUGAGAGGGAAGACUCGGUGUCACCGGAGGAACCAUGUGGCUCCGAGUACAACCUUUUCAGUGAGGGACUACCGUUUGUUCCGUGUUUCUUCAGUGCAGUGCAGGAAUGCAUUGAGGAAGUGAUGUCACAUCCUGUCAUCUCCAAGACACUCUGCCAAUUUCAGAGUAUUCUUUCAACUUUGUUCCUGUCGUGUGCUCAGAACAGGGGCUCAUAUCAAUAUCACGUUCAGAGUCUGUUGCAGACGCUGACAAGAGAAGAACACGCAGAGCUGAAGUCGUGGGCUCAUAGUCGGCCAACGUGGAAUAAGCUCUACCCUCUGCUGAGCAUGUUGGUCAAGCACAAAAGCCUUUUCUGUGAUCUAAUAAAAGAUAUCACAGGGGAGAACUUAAUGAAAGGAGACACUGCUUCAGAAACCAGCUCUUCUGGUAGCUGCCACGCAAACUCCACCUCCAACACAUCCUCAGCAAAUGUGACAAUGCGUUCUGAAUGGAAGGUUCUUGAGGAGCUGUGUUUGGUCCUCAGGCCUCUGGACGUGGCUUGUCGAACCCUCGCCAAAGAGGCCUUCCCCCGUCUGUCCCUCAUCAAACCCAUUCUCAUCGGCCUGCUCUCCCGUCACCUCGUGUCCCGACCGGGUGAUUCGUCGUCCAUCUUGAAGGAGGUGAAGAAGACAAUGAGGCGGAGCUUGGCGAGUUGUUAUGAUAACCCUGUUGUGAAUAGGGUGCUGUGUGUGGCUUGUUCCCUUGACCCACAGUUCCAUGGGCUGGGGUUCAUGGAGGAGAAGGAGCAGACCACCACAUUUGACUGGCUGAAGAAAGAGGCCGUCAGGAUCGUGAAGGAGGACAGGAAGAGGAGGAGCCAAGGGAAGAGCCAGAUUAAGAGAAGCCCCUCCCCUGAGUCUCCAGAGUCUGAGAGUGACAUCCUGCGGAGGAGCAAACGUCUCAGAGAGUCUCGUCCAAUCAACUUCAGAGAGAUUGAUGACGAAGAUGAAGAGAGUGACGUAGGCGACACUGAUGAGAACGAAUCACCUGACCCGACCUCUCAGGGUGGACUCUCUGGAAUGGAGUUCCUGCUGGGAGAUCUGUUCUGCUCUGCCCCUCGGAGCAGGCAGAGUUCUGUGGAGGAGUCUAUAGACAUGGAGAUGUCUGUCUUCAGGGCUGACAAGGGGGCCUCACUGGGUGUGGAGCCCCUGCAGUGGUGGAGGACAAAGGCAGUGCAGUUCCCACUCUUGGCGAUAGUGGCACGGACUUACCUGGCCGCUCCUGCCGUGGCAGGAAACGCCGUGAAGGACUUUGUGCAGGACGGAGCAGGAGCCUCAUACAGGAAGAGGGCAAACAUUCCGCCUGAGAGUUUGGACACAAUCCUGUUUCUACACCACAACCAUGUGCCCACUUAUGAGGCUGGGCAGCUGGCAGCAAGGAGUGAUGACAAGAACAGUGGGAAUGAAAAGAAUGAGUCUUCUACUUCUGGACCGUGUCCUCUUCUGCAGAGCCCACCAGGUGGCACCAGUGUGUUUUCACAGCAGCUCAGAAGGGACAAACCAAACACUGGACUUUUAUAUUUUAACAUCACCUGAAGGAAGAGGAGGCUGAGGCAGAAGGGUAAUCAGUUGGUUGCAGUCUGAAACUUCAUCACCAGAUGCCACAAUCCACAUUCAUCAUUAAAGGUCCAGUGUCUAAAAUUCACUGGACCUUUAAUGAUGAAUCACAAGAAAUGAAGUUAAAGUAAAAAAUUAUAAUAAUAAUGAAUAAACUUGUUUACCUCUUGUCAUUGUAGGUCUGUUCUAUUUCAGAAAGCAAAUAGUUAAAUGUAUAUGGAAGCUUUUACAAAGUUUCCAUAUACUUCCAUAAACUAUACAUUAAGUUUCUGUUGCACUGUUGUAUGAAUGAAGCAUUUUGUUUGACGUUGUGCUUUUCUUCUUUCAUCCACAUCCACUCACAUUAAUGUAGAUUUACCUCUUGCUUAUGUUUUUAAGUAAAAACGUACAAUAUUACUAUCUGAACAGUUCAUUUACUGAUUUAUGUGAGUAAACAUAGAACAUAAUAUAUGCUCUGGUUGCAUUUAUGUAAACUUACACACAGUGAACUGGUCAUUUAAGUUCAGAAAUGGUUAUAAAACACAACAUACCCUAGUCUGUUCAAUAAUUUACAUUUUGUAAGUUUUUAAUUGCACAAAGAAAAAAAAGUAGGCUGAUCUGUUGUAUGAUUUGUACAUCCAAGCCAUCCAAACUGUAAACGCCGCACAUAUUGAGUGGAUGUUAAGAUGAAUAUUUACAAGCAAAGCAUUUCAUUUUGUUACAGUUUUCACUCUGUUUCUGUGAAAUGAUGCAAAAAGCCACAGUAAAGAGCAAGAAUAACGCUUA